Musca domestica (house fly) is the source of this 709-nucleotide messenger RNA. RefSeq lists its product as uncharacterized. The transcript has 2 exons. The coding region runs from base 58 to 594 and encodes 178 amino acids. NCBI's taxonomy places the organism in Eukaryota, Metazoa, Arthropoda, Insecta, Diptera, Muscidae. The record is from RefSeq and is a predicted model, not a curated record.
AAAAUAAAAAUAAAAAAAGAAAGAAAAGAAAAUAAAAAUCUCGAAAAAAAAAACAAAAUGAAAAAUUUACUGAUAAUUAUUCUCGCCUCUCUGAUGGCGAUGCGGAAGUUCCACCCCGCCACCGCCAGCCAGACAAUUUACAAUGACGAUUUGCGCAUUGUUGAGGCAGCAGAAAACUUGAUGCAGGCAAUGAUCGAUGAAAGCGAAACACUGAUACGCAACGCUUUGGAAGAGGUACCCGCCGACGAGCGCUACAAUGAACAUCGUGAAAAUUUGCGAAAAUUUCUACACGAAACCGAGGAGUACAAAUCGCAGGAGGGUGAUUGUCAAUCGAAACGUUUGAAAUAUAAUCAAAAUACCAGUGCCCUGAUGCGACCCUAUUUGGAGGCUGGGGCGAAUGCCUCCAGGGAAAUGCAUGCCAUGCAAAGACUCCUGAAUCGUCAUGGUCUGCAAGAUUUGAGAACGAAAUUCAAAGAAUCUUUGGGUAAAGUUUAUGGCGGAGAUUAUGGUACGCCAUCGAAAGAUAUCGAAAAGGUCUAUGCGGAAUAUGUGAUCAGUCGAUGCCACAAGAAUCGGGGCAAAAAGGAACUGUAAAAAGUGCUUUGGAAGGAGCAAUUAAAUGAACUUCAAUGUGGAGAUUUCCAUUGCGGGAAGCAGAUUUCGGAUUUAAGUAAAUACCAGAAGGCCAUAUAUGAAUAUUUUCAAGGCC